CCCGGCGGCGGCGCGGGGCUCGCUCCUCCCCCGCGCCCUCAGCCAUUUUAGCAGCCGGCACCGCCGCCGGUAGCGCUGCGAUCGCCGGCAGCGCCGGGGCCGGGCGCGAUUUUUUUGUGAGUUUAUCAACCUUCUUACCCAGAAACAUUUGAAUUGCAGUUGUGUUCAAGAUCUAAUCCACACUGAAAAAAUAUCAGUCAUCACUGUGAGAUCCCUUGUGUCCACUGUUGGCUCUCAAAGGUUACUAAAAUUUUGCAGCUGCUCUGAAUCAGCACUUCCUAAGCUUCACCUACUGUUGCUUCUCCCUACACCACUCUGCACUGCUGCCUUGCUCUUGUCUGCUUCAGAACUCCAUAAGAGAGUUUCUCUUUUAAAUACCCACAAUGAAAUUUAGGCUAGAAAUGUGUGCCAUUCUCUUGCUGCCUGUGUACUUGUUAAUCUGGUUGUACAGUAUGCUGGUAUUUAUUCCCUGGUAUUUUCUUACCAAUGCCAAGAAGAAAAAGGCUAUGGCAAAGCGGUUAAAAGCUAAACCCAUCUCGGACAAGCCAGGGAGCCCCUACCGCUCUGUCACUCACCUGGACUCACUAGCAAACAUAAACAUCCCUGGAGCAGACACACUGGACAAGCUCUUUGACCAUGCUUUAGCAAAGUUUGGGAAGAAGGACUGUCUUGGAACCAGGGAAAUUCUGAGUGAAGAAAAUGAAAUGCAACCAAAUGGAAAAGUAUUCAAGAAGUUAAUUCUAGGAACUUACAGAUGGCUAUCCUAUGAAGAAGUAAACGAGAAAAUUACUCGCCUGGGGAAUGGACUGACUGCCCUGGGACUAACCCCGAAAAGCACAGUGGUCAUCUUCUGUGAAACCCGAGCUGAGUGGAUGAUUGUAGCUCUCACCUGCUUCAAGUACAACUUCCCUCUUGUCACUCUCUAUGCCACGCUGGGGGAAGAGGCAGUGACCUAUGGUCUCAACGAGUGUGGAGCAUCAUAUCUGGUCACGAGUGUGGAACUCCUUGAGAGCAAACUUAAGACUGCACUGCCACAAGUCUCCUGUCUGAAACGUAUCAUUUAUGUGGACAAGAAGACUGUCAAUAAAUCAGAAUACCCUGAAAAUGUGGAGAUUCAUAGCAUGCAGGCAGUAGAAGAGCUGGGAGCUAAACCAGAAAACUCAAGCAUUCUGCCAAGCAGACCUGUUCCUACAGAUUUGGCUUUAGUAAUGUACACCAGUGGCUCUACUGGGAGACCCAAAGGAGUGAUGAUGAUGCAUAAAAACUUAAUAGCUGGAAUGACAGGACAGUGUGAGAGAAUACCUGGAUUGGGACCCAAGGACACUUAUAUUGGUUAUUUGCCUCUGGCCCAUGUGUUAGAACUGACAGCAGAAGUUUCCUGCAUCACUUACGGCUGCAGGAUCGGUUACUCCUCUCCUCUCACUCUCUCAGAUCAGUCAAGUAAAAUUAAGAAGGGAAGCAAAGGAGACUGUACUGUACUUAAGCCUACACUGAUGGCAGCUGUGCCUGAAAUAAUGGACAGAAUUUACAAAAAUGUCAUGAGUAAAGUUCAAGAGAUGAACUAUAUCCAGAGAACUCUGUUCAAGAUAGGCUAUGACUACAAAUUGGAGCAGAUCAAGAGGGGAUAUGAUGCACCUCUGUGUAACAUACUUUUGUUUAAAAAAGUAAAGGCCCUGCUGGGAGGGAAUGUCCGAAUGAUGCUUUCUGGAGGAGCACCACUCUCGCCUCAAACACAAAGAUUCAUGAACAUCUGUUUCUGCUGUCCUGUUGGUCAAGGCUAUGGACUGACAGAAACAUGUGGAGCUGGAACCAUUACAGAAGUUGCUGAUUAUAGCACUGGCAGAGUUGGAGCUCCUCUUAUUUGUUGUGAAAUAAAACUAAGAGACUGGCAAGAAGGAGGCUAUACUAAUAAAGACAAGCCUAAUCCUAGAGGAGAAAUUAUAAUUGGUGGACCCAACGUCUCCAUGGGAUAUUUUAAAAAUGAAGAGAAGACAACAGAAGAGUUUUCUGUUGAUGAGAAUGGCCAGAGAUGGUUCUGUACAGGAGAUAUUGGGGAAUUUCAUCCAGAUGGGUGUCUGCAGAUCAUAGAUCGUAAGAAGGACUUGGUAAAGCUACAAGCAGGAGAAUAUGUAUCUCUGGGCAAAGUUGAGGCAGCACUGAAGAACUGCCCAUUGAUUGACAAUAUCUGUGCUUAUGCCAAAAGUGACCAGUCCUACGUGAUCAGUUUUGUGGUCCCUAACCAGAAGAAGCUGACAGCACUGGCUGAGCAGAAAGGCAUCAGUGGAAGCUGGGUGGAUAUUUGUAACAAUCCUACAAUGGAAGCAGAAAUACUGCAAGAGAUUAAAGAAGUGGCAAACAAGAUGAAAUUAGAAAGGUUUGAAAUCCCCAUCAAGGUGCGGUUAAGCCCUGAGCCCUGGACCCCUGAGACUGGGCUGGUAACAGAUGCUUUCAAGCUGAAAAGGAAAGAACUGAAAAACCAUUACCUCAACGACAUUGAGAGAAUGUAUGGAGGCAAAUAACAGCUCUGCUGCCCUGGCAGCUGGUUCCUUCUCAUGCCUCAGUUUUGGAUGUCUGUGUGUACUGUAGAUAUCACACGUUCAAAAAAACCCCACCAAAUGGACAACUGUUUCUAUAAUCUCUAUCAAGUAAAACAGAGAAUAUCUUAGACUCCAAAUUCUUAAUUGUUAGCAGAUUAGACACUGAUGGUCUUCAUAGAGUUUUGUGUGAUCAUCUCCAGUUUUGAGACAGACAUCAUUAUGCGAAGCAGUGUGACCAGGUAAUUUUGUUGUUUCUCUAGCACAUUCAGACUGCUUACAACUUCUCUUUAACUUGUGCUGAAGUCUGGCCUAUAUCUCAAAGAGGGAAAAAUAAUGUAAUUUUGGUGAUUAUUCUGUCAUAAUAAGACACUUGUAAUAAGAUACUUCCCUCUAGCAAGAAGGGAAAAGGAGUAUCUAAUGUCUACCCUUCUCUAUUUAAAAACAAAACCAAGACAACAGCAGUAGUCAAGAACUUGCUAGAGAUUACUAAUAAUGCACUGCUUGAAAAUGGAUGGACUCUUCUGCACAUCAAUAUCUUGAAUAUUUACAGUGCCUACAAAAGAAUAGAAAGUACACUUACUGAAAUAAAGGUGAACUGAAAAGCUUUCUAAAAACAAGUUAUAAGAAAUUUCACUCAAGAGCAUUGAAUUAACUAUUUCAACUUCCAACUCACCAAACAGGUUUUUAAUUGCCACUGCAUUUUAAUUCAAGCAGAGCUUUCCACUGGACACGGAGUGUAAAAGAAAACAAAGACUUGCACAGCUCUGGGGGUGCUGAUGAGAAAUCAGUGCCUGAAUGCAGAACCUGCAUCUGGACUGGCAAACAGCUGUGAAACUGAUAGGCAGUGGUCUCUAAACAGACUUGAAACUCAGAGGAGUUUUGUUGGGUUUUUUUGAGAGGUGGUUGAUGUUUUCAGGGCAAUGAUUCUCUAGACCUUCACAUACAUGUGAGUACUGGAUGUAACUUAAGAGGAUCAGGUUUUAAAUGUCUGCAUUCCUUUAUGGAAGGUAUUUCUGUUCACCUUUUAACUGUGGUAAGCAUGAUAAGGCAUCCAGAAACCAACAGGAGUUUCCCUGUCUGGUCUUGUUUUACUUACAGAAAAGUAGUCUGUGGCCAGGGAACGUUUGUUUCCUGGAAACUUGUAAAAAGGGACAAAUCACUCUACAGAAAUUAAUUAUAAAAAUGUUUUCUUAUUAACUGGAAGUCAUAGAAGUGAAGAAGGAGAAAGAUAUAAUUUAAUAAUAGAUCACCAUUUUGUGUGCCGAAUCCUGUACUGUGUCUCCUUUUGAAUUGUAACUGAACUCCUGCAUCCCUCUCAGCUCUUCACACUUGAACCAUAAGUGCUGUAAAAUGGAGGCUCUUGAUACUGUUCUACUUUGCACUUUCUUAAUAAUUUUAUAUAUGUUGCUUACAUUUUGUACAGCUGUGGCCCUCAACUGCUCUAUAUUGCAAAUUCAUUUGAAAGUAUUUAUAGAUUUCUAUUCAUAACAUUUGUGUUGUGUAUAUGAUGGUUAAAAAAAUUAUUUGGUAUCAUCACUGUACAGAAAGUAAAAGAUUUUGUACAUUGCUUCUCUUGAACACACGAGCUUGCAAUUUCAGGACAAGUUUUUCUUUUCCUGCAUGUAUAUGUAUGUUUCUUUUCCAGUUAAAAUAGACUCUGUCAAAAUUAAAUGAUGGCUCUAUGCUUCUGAAGUAAAGCAUCCCUUCUCCUGUGGACCAACUUCAAACUUCACCAUGCAUAACUUUUUCUGCUAGUGCAGAACACUGCCAGCUGACCUUCCAAGAACCCCAAGAGAAAGAGAGAAAGGAAAUCUGGUAUACAAAGGUGCUGGUAUCCAGUUGUGCAUGGAACUACAAGAGUCACUAAAAGAAACAAGGAAAUAGCUUAUCUAAAUUUUUUUUUUUUUAAGAUACACAUGGUUGUUUUUUGACAACAGGGAAUAUUUCCCAUAUCAGUAGCAACUUUUAAAAUUACUUGGUUCUGGAGUCAUGUUUUAAAACUGGUCUCUAUUCAGUAGCCUUUAGUCAGCCUAAUAGUAUCACAAAAGUGAAAUACAUGUAAGAAAGAUACUUACACUUGAGUCUGUCAGCAGGUUCUAAGACUAUUUUUUUUAAACCAUGAAUGUAUUUAUAUGAAGUGUAUUUUAUCUUCUGUGUCUUGGUUGACUGAGGAUUGCUAUUUUCAAAAUAUAUGUACACACAUAACACAUUGUUAACAUUUCAAAAGUGGAAUACAACUUAAAUGGUUCAACAAGUUUGUGUUUUGGGAAGAUCUUUAUAUUGUUCCCAUUCCGUGCCUCACAUUCUGUCUAAAACUGAGUCUCUCUCACAAAGCAGCAGCAUUGAGUCCAUACUUCAGGUAAUGAAAAACCAGGCCUGGUUUUCUUGUAAGGAAUGAACUAGAGGUGAAUGUACUGCAGAAUGCAGUUUGCUACAUCAUCAGCUCUUCAAGCACCUUUGAGGAAGGGGAAGGAUUACAUCAGGCUGCCUUCAAAUAGGGGGAUUAUUUGCAAAUACCUUGGGAGUUGGGCAAGAACUUUAUCCUUCAUUUUAAUGAAUUCUAAAUCCUUUUUGUGACAGAGCUUGUGGAGAAGAAACAGAAUGAGCAAGAAUGUUUAAUUUUUGCAUUAAAAAGAAAGAACUAGGAUGCAGAUGAAGAGAUAGUAAAUAAUUUCAAAAUCAUUAUGUGAUAGUUACAAAUGCUUUUUAUCUUGUGCUGGGCUGAAAUUUGAGAGAGAGGUUAAUGUACUACUGAGGGUUCCAGAAUGCUGGAAGUUCUUCAGAAAGCAGGUUAAGAAUUUUUAAAUCGUCCUUAGAAGACUGAAGAAACAAGUUCAAAGAGCAAUAAAAUGCAGUUUGGGUAUAUCUGGUGUAAGAUUAUAUUUAGGCCCUCUACCUAAAAAGGCAUGGUGUGUCUAGAGAAAGGCAGAGUGUAACUGCCACACCAGGGCCACUAGAAAGCUUCAGCUGUGAGGGAAGAUUGGAGUUGUUUAGCUGCCCUGAGGAGGAAUGGCAAAUGCCACUAGAUGAUUAACCUGCAACUCUGUGCAGUUACCCUGACAAAGGCACAAAGAGCUGGCCCCAGGGAAGGAGAAAGAACAGGGUCUAAGUUUGCUCAAACUGAAUUGGUAAUUUGGCAUUUCAAGAGAAACAUGGGAUUCAAAACCAAUUCUUUACUAAAUACUGACCUAGUUGCCCAAGAUUUCUGCCACUGAAAAUCUUCAGAGCCUCGGAGUCAAUGACAGUUCAGCAAAGCCUUUGAGGAACAGCCUUGGCACAGACCCCUUGGUGGGGCUGGCAGGGACUGGUCCUGCACAUGACACAACAGGAAUGCUGCCUGUAACAGGCAGAUGUCAUAAGUGCCUUGAAAGGGUUAAAAAUAAAAAGGCUGAACAGGGAGAGGAAGGAGUUACUCCCUCAGGAGCAGGUGAGGUGGUGUUUAACCACCCCAUGCAAUCACAGUGCCCUUGACAACACUCAGAGAAUAACCUGCAGGGGCUGCCUGCCAGCUCCCCAGCAUGAACUGCACUUCCCAGCACACUGGCAGGCUCUAAAAGGAACAGAACAUCAGUUCAGAAUGUGGGUCACAUUUUCACUAGCAAAAAAAAUGAAAAAACAAAAAAACCCCAACCAUAUCUACCACAUCUCAGAACAAUAGUUUCAAAUAACUUGUAUUCUAACAAUAAAUUAGUGUUGUUCUGCAAUUACAUGCAAAACAAGAAAUAAAUUCUCAUUAUACAUUUG
Molecule: messenger RNA, 6281 nt
Organism: Lonchura striata (white-rumped munia)
Lineage: Eukaryota; Metazoa; Chordata; Aves; Passeriformes; Estrildidae
Gene: ACSL4
Product: acyl-CoA synthetase long chain family member 4
Biological process (GO): long-chain fatty acid metabolic process; neuron differentiation; long-chain fatty-acyl-CoA metabolic process
Cellular component (GO): lipid droplet; endoplasmic reticulum; plasma membrane
Molecular function (GO): arachidonate-CoA ligase activity
Source: RefSeq, a predicted model, not a curated record